ACGCAGAGAGCAGAAGAGGUGAUAGGGGUGGUGAAAGAGCACAGCUGAGCUGACAAAGCGCUGGUUAUGUCUAGGUUAAUGUUUAGCCUGAGGACGGGCAGCUCAUGGCUCUGCAAGCGUCCGUUCAGGCUGAGCAGUCUGCUCCUGCCUCCGCUCUCCGGGAACAACUGCUCUAAAAUGUCGUCAGACUCCAACUGGCUCUCCCCUUCAGACCGGGAUCAGCUUGUGAUGGAGCUCAGGGCCACAGGCUGGGUGGAGGUGGACGACCGUGAUGCCAUCUUCAAAGAACUUCAUUUUAAAACAUUUAAUCAGGCAUUUGGCUUCAUGUCACGAGUGGCUUUGCAGGCAGAGAAGAUGAACCAUCACCCAGAAUGGUUCAAUGUUUAUAAUAAGGUCCAGAUUACAUUGACUUCACAUGACUGUGGAGGGCUGUCAAAACGGGACAUCAAAAUGGCCAAGUUUAUUGACAGAAUUGCACUUUCAAUGUAAUGUUUUUGUCAGAAAGUUUUUCUUUCCCAGUUUCUUUUGUUUCCCUGCUUUCAGUCACAACUCUGCCAAAGAAUGUCAAAGAAUUAUUUCUCAGAAAAAUGUAUUUACUCCUAUUGACCCAUCCAUCUUAAAUAACAUCUGUGUAAGAUAUUCUGUUUUGAUGUUUGUAUUUUGUUUGCAGCAUAUUUUGUACAAGCUUUCUGUAAGAAUAAAAGUUUGAUUUUGUGAAA
Micropterus salmoides (largemouth bass) is the source of this 719-nucleotide messenger RNA. Its product is annotated as pterin-4-alpha-carbinolamine dehydratase 2-like. Lineage: Eukaryota; Metazoa; Chordata; Actinopteri; Centrarchiformes; Centrarchidae. The record is from RefSeq and is a predicted model, not a curated record. The transcript has 4 exons. Gene Ontology annotation, molecular function: 4-alpha-hydroxytetrahydrobiopterin dehydratase activity. The coding region runs from base 67 to 489 and encodes 140 amino acids. Gene Ontology annotation, biological process: tetrahydrobiopterin biosynthetic process.